This is a messenger RNA of Xenopus tropicalis (tropical clawed frog), 2136 nucleotides long. Its product is annotated as E3 ubiquitin-protein ligase TRIM7. The record is from RefSeq and is a predicted model, not a curated record. The transcript is spliced from 2 exons. Bases 1 to 1797 code for a protein of 598 amino acids. Gene Ontology annotation, cellular component: cytoplasm. Gene Ontology annotation, biological process: antiviral innate immune response. NCBI's taxonomy places the organism in Eukaryota, Metazoa, Chordata, Amphibia, Anura, Pipidae. Gene Ontology annotation, molecular function: zinc ion binding.
AUGACGGUCCUGCGAGACGAUCGCUCGCAGAACCCUCCAGGAAACAGAGACGUGAUCGCAUCGCGUCUGCUGCUUCCUACUUCCCCCAGGAGCGCCGGCCAACUGAAGAGGAGAGGGGAGUUAGAAGUAAUUCUACUGGUUAUAGAGAGAGAAAAGAAAGUUCAGUUUCAUUUUUUGUUCCUGAUUUCAGUGACGGCGGCUGCUGAUCUGAGAGACGAGCUGAGCUGCUCCAUCUGCCUGAGCAUUUAUACUGAUCCGGUAAUGCUGCCCUGUGGCCAUAACUUCUGCCGGGGCUGCAUUGGGGGGGUGCUGGGUACCCAGGAGGGGUCUGGGGCUUAUUCCUGCCCUGAAUGCAGAGCUGAGUAUCAGGAGCGCCCUGCCCUGCCCAGGAACAGAGCUCUGGGGAACAUAGCAGAGAGGUUCCGUCCGACUGAGACAGAGCCGGGGGAGACUGGGAUCUUCUGCACUUACUGUCUCCUCUCUCCUGUACCUGCUGCUAAAUCCUGUCUCCUGUGUGAGGCUUCUCUGUGUGAUACCCACCUGAGGGGGCACUGCCAGUCAGCAGAACAUGUACUCACUGAGCCCACCGCUUCCUUUACGGGGAGAAAAUGUUCUGUACACAAUGAGCUCCUAAAGUAUUUCUGCUGGAAGGACUCUGCCUGUAUCUGUGCAUCCUGCUGCCUGGCCGGGGGGCACCGGGGCCACAGGGUGGAGCUGCUGAGUGAGGCCUCUGAGAAGAAGAAAGAGAAACUGAGGAAAGUUCUGGAGAAACUGAGCCCAGAGAGAGAGGAGACUGAGAGAGGAGCCCAGAGGCUGCAGGAGCGCAGGAGAGAAGUGGCAGAAGCGGCAGACGGUGAGACAGAGAGAGUCACUGCCCUGUUUAGGGGCAUCAGGGAAGAGCUGGAAGCCCUAGAGAAGCGACUCCUGAGUGACAUCUCCAGGCAGAAAGAGGAGCUCUCACUCACACUCACUGAGCUGAUCCAACAGCUGGAAAUAAAGAAGGACGAGCUGUCCAGGAAGAUCCGGCACAUUGAGGAGCUGUGCAACAUGGCAGAUCCACUCACUGUCCUACAGGAACAAUGGGAAUCCCAUGGAGCUGCCUUUUGUGGGGCUGAGGGGGCAGAUACUGAGGGGGGAGACAGGAAGCGCAGAAAAAUAAAUCAUAUAAAUACCCCGACUGUAGGGGAUCUGGAUGUGGGUCGGAUCUCAGAGACAUUACUCACAGGCUUAGCUGGGAUUGUGACUGGGGUAGAGGGAUGGAUCUAUGGGCAGGAGGCUACAGAGCUGGUACUGGAUAUAAACACGGCUGGGAGUCAUGUAUCUGUAUCAGGGGAUGGGAAAUCUGCUUCCUACUCACAUACAGACCAGCGUCGCCCACAAACCCCAGAGAGAUCUCAGUACUUUCAGGCUUUAAGCACCAGGAGUUUCCCCUCAGGGCGACAUUACUGGGAAGUGGAGGUCAGUGAAUCAGGGGGCUGGAGGGUAGGGGCGGCCUAUCCCAGUAUAGAGAGGGGAGGGGGUCAUUUCUGGAUUGGGAAUAAUAACAAGUCCUGGUGUUUGUGCAGAUUGUUUAAUAAUAACUAUACAGUGAGACAUGAUGGGAAAGUUACACAGUUACCCCACGUCCCUCCCUGCAGGAGAAUCAGGAUCUCAUUGGACUAUGAGGCCGGACACCUGUCCUUUUAUGAGCUGAGUGAGCCAAUCAGGCACUUACACACCUUCACUGCCUCCUUCACUGAGCCCCUUCAUGCUGCAUUCUGGGUAGGGUGGGGUGCCUGUGUGAGAAUCAUUAGUUAGGGCCCUGCCCACUGCCCAGCAGGAACCCCAUUCCCAGAGCUGCCCUUAGCCCUGUGAUGCCAGGGAAGGAAGGGGUGCAAGAGCCAUGUUUAUGUUGGGCAGCCACAAUAACUAAGUGUGGCUGCAUUACUAGGUGUUAAGUUACACAAAUGCAGUUGCCAGUAACAACCAAUAACAUUUUUUCUUUUAUUGUGCAACAGAAUGCUCAUAUCUAAAUGCUGAUUGGUUGCUAUCGGUAACUGCAAUUGUGCAGUUCUCUAAAAUGCUGCCUUUUCCCAUACAGACCCUUACAACUCCCUGUAACUCCCAAUAGAGCCUGUAUUACAAAUGACCCUCUCA